Messenger RNA from Neopelma chrysocephalum (saffron-crested tyrant-manakin), 10091 nucleotides. RefSeq names its product zinc finger and BTB domain containing 40 (gene ZBTB40). Gene Ontology annotation, cellular component: nucleus. NCBI's taxonomy places the organism in Eukaryota, Metazoa, Chordata, Aves, Passeriformes, Pipridae. Gene Ontology annotation, biological process: regulation of transcription by RNA polymerase II. Gene Ontology annotation, molecular function: RNA polymerase II cis-regulatory region sequence-specific DNA binding; DNA-binding transcription factor activity, RNA polymerase II-specific; protein binding. The record is from RefSeq and is a predicted model, not a curated record.
GCAAGGUGCCAGUUCAGCCUGUGCCCAGUGUCUGCUUGUGACUUGCAGUGUUGGGAGCUGCUCUGAGCCUGCUUUCCUGAGAGGCAGUGCUUUGAGGUGGAGUAUGUGCUCCUUAAAGCUCAUGCCCUGCUGACAGGCAGUGUUAGUCCUGUUCUCUGCAAGAGAGCAGGAAGCUGAGUGCAAAGAUGUUAAGCGUUGAAGGUCAUGUAAAUUGUGUCCAUCCAGGUGCUCUUUCUCUGGUGUUCAUGCUGUUUUGUGGCCUGCACUAGUGUUAGGCAUCCAAGUGUGUAGACAAGGCAGUGACAUCUUUAUCUUGUCUAGCUUAGAUAAAAACUCCAGGUAUCCCGCUGAUGCAAAAUUCUGUUGGCAGAUGUUCUAUAUGUUCUCCCUCCUGCAACAGGGUGGGGAGGGGGGGAGCAGAAGGAAGGCUCUGGUAGAUGAGAUUUAGGGCUCUGGACUUCUGCAAAAAAAUUACAGCUUGGGGACAAAGACUUGUAAAUUGAUGAGUUGGGACUGUGGUGUGCUGAGAAAGGGGUGCUGAAGGACCUGGGCUGCAAGCAGACCUCUAUCUCUAAUGUUCACGUGGCCCUGCUCAUCUUAUCAGUGAUGUAGGGAGAAAAUGAACCGGUCCCAAACCACUUAGUGCUUUGCAGAUCAAAACUAGCUUCUCAGAUUCUCCUCUGUGUUUCAUAGAUGAUCUGAACAGGUCUUCCUGCCCUGCUUUCCCACCUGUCCUUUCAGAAACCAGCUGCUGAAUUCAGCAUCAGCUCCAGCCCCUGGCUGCAGGCACAGCCUGGCACUGCAGUGCCUGAUCUGGUGGGCACUCCCACCUCCGUGAGCUGUAUGGCACAUCAGGGAGGCUCUGCUCCCUUUUUACAGCUCCUGGGACUCAGUGCUCAAUCCAAAUCUGCUCACUGAGGUUUGAACGCUAUCGAGGCUCUUUAGGUCUCAGGGUAAACUGCUGAAUUCGUGGAAUGUGAGUUCAGAAUGGGGAUCUUGCUGUAACCACAAAACUGCAGCACAGUAAACUACUGAAAUUUGUAAACUGAAAAGUAGUUUUUACUUACUCUUCUGUCUUGCCGAGCAAAAUGCUGACAGGGUCCCUUUCCUUGUCAUUAGCUGGGUUUUGUGAGAGCAGCGUGGAGACCACGGUGAGAGGAGGCCAGUGGGUGCCAUGGAGCUCCCCAGUUACAGCCAGCAGCUGCUGCCCCAGCUGUACACCCUGUGCAAGGAGCAGCACUUCUGUGACUGCACCAUCUUCACUGGGGACGUGCAUUUUAGAGCACACAAGGUAGUUUUGGCUGCUGCCAGCCUGCUGUUUAAAUCCCUCUUGGACAGUACAGACAGCAUCUCCAUUGAUGCUUCUGUGGUGAUGCCUGAGGAGUUUGCACUCUUGCUGGAGAUGAUGUACAGUGGCAAACUCCCACUGGGGAAACACAAUUGCACCAAAGUUAUCUCCGUGGCAGAUAGUCUGCAGAUGUUUGAUGUGGCUUUUAGUUGCAAAAGCCUCCUCAGGGACCUCAUAAGCUGUUCUCCUCGGGACCAGGUACUGAGAGGAGUCUCCAACCAGGCAGCAGAUUCGUCUGAAAACAAAGCUGAAGCUAAUAACCUGCCCCAGUCUGGAAAACUCAAAGAAGAAAAAACAGAUAUCCUCCUCAUUCAGAGAGUUUUCCCUUUACCUGGCCCUGUAGAAGCAGAAAUGGAAGCAGAUGUUUCUCCUCCUGGCCAGGAACUUACUGUGAAUUGCACCUGGGUUCACGAGGACUUGAUGUUGGAUGUCUCCAGGUCCCUCCAGGAGGAUUCAAGCUCUGGCCCUGACCAGCCUGCCCAUGCUGAGUGAAGUGGCUGUGUGGAAGAGCCUCCAGAGCUUGCUGAGCCUCCAGAGGGGAAAGGGCGAUCGAGGGAUUUAGCAGCAGAGAGCAAAAGCUGUAAACUGGAUUUCUUUCUUCGGUAUGAAAGUGUUUUCUCUGAGGCCCUUUCUGAUGCCCAGGCUGUGCUGAAAAGACUCGACAGAGAAAUUGAUGCCUCUCAAAAGGAGGCUCUGGCUGCCUGUCUCGCCAAGGCAGGGGAACAGUCACUGUUCAAGAAGUUGCUGAGCAAAGUGGAGCAUGCUCUGCUCAGGGAUACUCACACCCAGGACAGUGACACCCAGGACACUUGGCCCCUGGACACUCGGACGCUCCUGUGUUUUCUGAAGCUGUUUCAAGACAUGAAUUCCAGGCUGAGAGCAGCUCUACUGGAAAGGGAACAGAGCACUGGAAAAGCCCCAUGGCAAGGAGAGGACAGAGCUGAGGAGGAGACGCUGACCGCUCGCUUGCUGGGCUGCAGGGAGGAGCUGAUCCAGAGCGUGACACAGCUGAGCCCCAUCGUGGAGUUCUUGGAGGCAGCAGAAGAGGGAUUCCUGACCCCCUUGGAGAAGUGGGUAGUUUUGGAUUGCUAUGAAAGCAGCUCUGAGAGGGAAGCCGUGGACAACCUGCUCAGGAAGGUGGAUGAAGAGAAAACCCUGAAUGUGGAAAGCUUGAUCAAACUUCUGGGGGCUGUGAAAGCAUCAUUCCCUGGGCUCCAGCUUCUGCUGGACAACUUGGUGGCAGCAGCAAACAUCUCUGAUAGCAAAGAAACUUCAAUGGUGAAAAAAAUCCUUCUUGGAUUAAUCUGUUUGGCAGUUCUUACUUUUAUUUAUCAACUAAUCAGGUUCCAAAAUCUUUCAGGUGAUCUUGUCUUCUUAUUAUUUCUCCAGCUACUGAGUAUUUCUGCUCAGAAGGAAAGUUCAGAGGCCUCCUUGAAAGCAGCUCUGAGCACAGCCCAGGAGAAGUGUGUCCUGACCAUGAAGAUCUACCAGGUGCUGUGCAGGGUCCAUGAGUCCUUCCCAGACCUGCAGCCAAUGAUGCAGGAGCUGGACUGUGUGGGUCUCUUGACUGAGAGAAGUGGGGAGAAACCCGGGAUCAGGACGUGGAAGGUGAACAGUGAAUCCCAAGUUAAAUCUCUGGACAAAGAUGAGGACAAGGCAGGAGGAGCUGGUGCCAAAGAAGCAAAGGAAUCCCAAGACAAAGCUUAGUCCAAGAAGAGUUUUGUCUGCAAAGCCUGUGAUAAGACCUUUCACUUCUGCUGCUGCCUGAAGGUGCACAUGAAAUGCUAUCAGGUGUCCAGAGGAAAGCAGAUCCAGUGUAAAGAGUGCAGCCAGGCCAAACUGACCAAGAAGGAGCUGGAAAAUCAUCAGCUGGAGGUCCACGGGGUGGUGGGGAUGGCCAAGGAAAAGAAGCAGCUCCCUGUGGCACGUGACAUCUGUGGAAGAGAGUUUGCUCAUGCCUCAGGAAAAACACUGAAGAUCCCUACAAGCUGCAAGAAGUGCCAGAUGAGCUUUGCCACCCUGCAGGAACACUGCAAGCAUGUCCAUGAAGCACCUUUGGGAUUCCAGCCCUGCCCUACCUGCUCCAAAAUCUGCAGUGCCCCAUCACUCCUGGAGAGCCACACUGGGGGAAAGACUUUGGAUUCUGUGACAAGACUUACCAGGAUGUCUCUCCAGGCCAUGUGCAGCAGUGAUUCCGACGCCAAAGCAGGAGCAGCAGAGCACAUCAUCUCCUUUGAUGGCACCUGGCUCGUUGGCUCACAAGUCUUUUUGAUGUUGCCUGAAUCCCAUGUGAGCCAAAGUGGCUCUGAGCAGGUGGCAGUGACUAUGGAGGACUUGUUUGAUGACAGAGUAACUCUGAUUUGUGAAGAAACCAAGCGGGAGACAGUGGGGGGUGCCUCCAGCUGCCACUUGGUAUCCCCUAGACUUGUUCAGGAACUCCAGCUCGGAGAUCCGGGGCUUCUCUGGGAAGGCAAUCCCAGGCAGGCAGCAAGCACAGAAUGACCAGGGACAGGAGAGGUUCAUAGACAUUCACUGCCUGGGAAGUCUCCCUGCAUUAAUCAGCUGCCAGCUCAGGUGAGCUGGACCACCUGUCUCUCCCAGGUGAGAAAUAAAGCAGAGGAAAAAAAUGGGAAUUGGGUGUGACCCUGUGCUGCUGUGAAUGGAGGGGAGGGGACUAGUGCAGGACAAAACUGGGAUGUUAUGGGUAUGGGAAGGAAAAAAAAAAGCUGUCCUGAGAAUUUAGGAUGGAGAUUUUUAUGGCUGAAUCAGUGAUGUAGUCACAGGUAUCUUCUCUGCAGGGUGUGUAAGGGCUGCUUUGUGUCUUCUACUCCCACCUGUACUGAUGUGCAGCUAGAGACCUCCUCCAGCACAGAUCUGACCUCUGGGUCUCUCUUCUCCAGCAGGGACUUCCUGGAAAUUGGGCUAAAUGACUUCAGUGCUGUUUAGGUAGCACCUUGUGCAGCACAGGUUCUGAUCCCAUCCAUAUUUUUGCUGUAACUGUCUGUUAGGAAGGAGGGUCCAGGGCAGAUCUGGGGAUCCCCAUCCUCUCUGCAAGCAAACAGCCCUGAGAUGUCCCACCACCCUCUUAAUUCACCAGGAACAUGCUGAAAAAGGAGAAGGACUUGUGCCUGUGUUCCAGGGUCCCUCAUUACUGGUGACAGUGACUUGGCACUAAUGAAAGUAUUUGAGUGUGGGAUAGCUGCUGUGACUGCAAGUGGACAUUCCCCUGCCACACAGGGGGCACUGCCUUGUAAGAUGCAUUCAGGUGCCCACUGUAAAGUUUGCUUCUCUGGUGCCAGCAAGAUGCAACAGCUUCAUUGCAGCACACCAGUCCCUUUAAGGCUAAAUUCCAUAAAGCUUUUUUAUCUGCAGCUUCCUAAAAAUAUAAUCUGAUAAUUAAUGGUUUGCUGCAUCCAUUAUGAAGUGCAAUUAGAUAGAUGCAGGGUUCCUGUGGCUCUGAGGGGACUGGUAGCAUUUAUCUUCCUUUCCCUCAUGCCAGAAGGUUGAACUCUGCCACUGCAAUAUUUACACAGGGAGCAGUGAUCCCGCUGGAUCUCAGAGCCUGGGACCCCACGGUGAGCAGUGAGCUGUUGUGUCCUGCUGCCCAGAGCCACGGGAGAUGAACAGAUUGGAGUUUUCCAGCCGCAUCUUGUGCUGGCUGCUCACUGCCACCAGGCAGAGAUGGUGGCACAGGAGCGUGCCAAGGUGGCUGUGCCAGUGAGAGAGUUUGUUCCCAUUAUAACUUGGAAGGAACAGGGAGCAGCAGAGCUCCCAGGAGAGGGGCUUGGGGGAGCUCGUGACAUUUUGUGUGUGUGUGUAGCAGCAAGCAUAUGACCCUGCUGAAGUGUUGCACGUGUCUUGAAGGGCUCCCACAUAUGGUUUGUCCCCCCAAGCUUUUCAGGGAUGGUGACACUGAGGAAGCGUGAGGUUAAGCUGCCAAUGAAUCCAGGAAUGACCAGGAGAUGGUGCUCAAGGCCUUGAGGAUUAGUGCUAUGGCCAGGUGCCUCUGCACCUUUGUGGAAGCUCCUCUGAGCCUUCCCAGGCCUUCCCCAGCUCCUGGGCUGCCAGCCAUGGAGAGAUCUUGAGCCACUGCCAAGCUGAAGGAGAACUCCAAGCCCUGGACAGGUCACCUCCAAACCCUGGAUAUCACUGCUUAAAGAGCCUGAAGCUGGGUCUUGGCCACUUGUAGAGAGGGUAAAAUGCACUUGUUACUGAGGUGAAGAGAUGAAAAAGCCUGGGAUCCCCCUUGACCAGGAGAGGGGCCAGAGGGGGAGCUGCUGGAGCCCAUCUCAUGUGUGGCAUGUGUGCAUGGCAUUUGGGAUGAGCAUGGGGAUAAUGGCACAAAAAGCAACUGUGUCUUGAUGGUUUCAGAGCAAAUGUGUUGGGAGGAAAGUAGUGGAUUUUGUCCCACAGGCUGGUGGAGUUGGAAGCUGUUCCCCCUUUUCUGACUCCAUGGGAGCUGGGAGCUGUGGAAAUCCUACACAGGCUGGGGGGGGGGGGGGUCUGGAGGGGGGAAUGGAUUGUCCAGACAAUGCUUUGCAGGUGUCCUGGCCUUUAUGUGUGAGCCAAUAUCUGCAGGGAGAGCUAAGGUGAAGCUAAUGUCCCUUUGUUCCUGAAAAAAUGUGGAGGGGGGGGUAAAGGUUUAGCAGGGCUUGUGAAGAAGUUUUCCUUAUUUCUGUCCAUCUCACAGGGCAGAGGCAGCUCAACCAGGGCAGAGCAGGUAUUUGGGGCCUGUUGGCCGUGAUACCUUUGGUCCCUGAUUCCUCUGGUCCCUGAUUCCUCGUUGUUGUUACAGCUGGAAGGGGACAGUGUGGAUAUCACUUCAGGGGUGGUUCAGACUCACCUCUGCUGUUUGGGGCCAUCUCUCCUGCCUUUCUGCCCAGCAAGGUCCCGUGUGGACGUGUCCUCAGCAGAAUCCUGCCAGCUCCACACCCCCAGUGAGAGCUCUGUAGCUCGACAGAGCCCAUCAAGUAUCUCCCAUAUCAUUACGAGGAGAUAAUAACUUACUUCCCCCCAUUCCAGUUCCUUCUUGAUAGAUGAGAUAUGUACAGCAGAGCAAAUUGCAGCCUUAGCAACACCCAUGUCCUACCCGGGAGGGAGAUGCAUUUCCCAGGACACAUCCUGGCCUGGUGUGCACCACACUGGGGAUGCUGGUCGCUGGUGAUUCCUUGUCUUCUCUGUAAAAGUAAAACGUGGAGAAGGAAAGAUGUAUCUGCAGAGUGUCAUUUGAAGCAAUUCACUGGAAAAGAAAACCUUCCUGUGCUUGAAAAUAUGAUUUUUUCAAAUCUUCUGCCAGGUGCUGGGUGACCCACUGGGUUUUGGGUCCUGUGCCCCCCUUGACCUUGGUGCCAUCCUCUAAGGAAGCAGGUCAGGCUGGAGCAUGGGACCAUCCUGCCCUUCACUGUGUCCUCCUAUUGGAGCUGCCAGAUGCUUUUGGGAAAAGGGCAGUGCCUCCAACAAACUGGGAAGUGACAUCCCAGGAAAGACUUUAGGUCAGGUAAUGGUGGAAUGACAAGACAAGGUGAAAUGGCUUUAAGCUGGAAGAGGAUAGAUUUAGAUUGGAUAUUAGGAAGGAAUUCUCCCCUGUGAGGGUGGUGAGGCCCUGGUUCUGACCCCGUGUCUGUCCUGUUGCUGUGGGAUCCUUUGGAACAAGGCAGUGUGCCUUGUGUACAGCACUUGACCUUUCCCAUGUAAAGUGUCAUUUCACAGCCCCAAGGUGCUAUUUUAACAGUGCCUGCAAAUUCAGUGCUCUGGGCCUCAUUUUUGGGUUGAGGUUUUUAUUAUUUUUAAACCCAACCUGUCUGUAAUUAGGUGCAAAGAUGCUGCUCACCUAGGAGUUAAAGAAGGAGGUGGCAGGAGCAUGGAGGGAGUUUGGACAGAGCUUGAAGCCUCUUGUGGGGGAGAGGAGGAGGAGAAUGGGUACUAAUGGUCUGAAAACACUGUGUGUGUGGUUCAGGCAAGCCCUGGCAGCCCCAGGUGAUUCUGAUAUCUUGGCAAAUUUUAAUGUUGGUCUGGCAGGCUGCCGGCACAUCCCCAGUGAAUUCAGGCACUGGAGAAGGGAAGUGAUGUCUCCAACAGCCUCCAUCCAGCUCAGCAAAACCUGAGUGCCCUUUCACAGCACGGAGAUGAGACACGUCAGCAGCCAGAGGGAUCCUCCCAAAUUUCAGUGGUUUGCUGCAGAUGGUGAGAGCUGAGGCACUUCCCUGGGACAUGGGCUUGGUAACCUUCUGUCCUGGGAUGAGCAGGCUGGCUGAUGGGGGGCCUGGCUGCCUCCCCAGCAUCAGUUCCUGAGCCCCAGCACCAUCAGCUGCACGAGGCCUCCUUACAGUAACCUCCACAAUUCCCCAUUUCCUUUGGUCGGGUCUCCAGCCAGCCUUCUGCACAAGCAGAAGCUCUCACUCUGCCUUCCCUGCACCCUUUAUGAUCACUCAAAGCAGGAAAUCUACCCAGGUUUCUAAUCAUGUUUAAGCAAACCUGAUAAAGUGCAGUUCUUAGUCCGUUUAACAUCAGACACACGGAUGCUGUGUAAGUUGUGGUAAAAAACCUUCAUCCACAGUGGGAGUGGGGCUGGGAAGCACCCGUGGGUCAGACCAUGCCACUGGUUUUUGUGACCUGCAAGGAAACAGAAAGCCCUUGCUGGUGAGACAGAGGCUGGAGGAGCAGUGAGGAGCAGUGGGGAUCUGAACUGCCUGGCAGCUCAGCAUCACUAAGUGUCAGGCCGUGUGCCUGGGAAGGUGCCACGCUGGCUGUGUGGGGACAGGAGGGGACUGGUUAGGAUGUGUGACAGCAUCCUGAGGGCUGCUGGUUGGAACAAGAGCCCUGAGCAAUGUUUGGGGGCUUUAGGAGAUGCUUUUGGCAGAAGCCAAGAGGAGUUUCCUGUUGCCCCUGCUCUGAGUGUUGCUGCAAUGAGAUGUCAGUGCUCACCCACAGCAGCGUGUGACAAGGAGAUGACAAACUGAAGGCUCUGCAGGAGAUGUCUACCUGACAGCACGAGUCAGGAGGUGGGAAACCUGUCUUGGAACACGAGAGCAAAGGAGCUCUCACUGCUCUGCAUGGCUGAGGAGUGACCCGGUGGCAGCUUCACCCCCUGUGCUGGGAGGUGGUGCUCACUGCCAUCUCUGCACUCUGGCAAGUGCUGGAGAGCAUCAAUGUUAGUCAAGGCCCAUUUGUACAGAGCACAAAUACUUAGCUUGGCCUUAUUUCCCUUUUCUUGGACACCCUGGAAAUGCCUGGCAUUGUGGGUGGUCCAGGCAGUGACCUUUCCACUCCUGACAGGAGCAGGCAGUCCCUGUCUUGCUUCUGAGGAGCUCAGGGUCAAGUUUUUUGGCCGAUAUUCCUUCAUCCCAUGGAUCAGGGAUGCUUAGAGCCCUGCAGCAUAUGGGAAGCCUCGUCUGGGCAGGCUGGCUGCUUGUGUUCUCUGUGCUUCCCAGACUUUCUCCCGCUGGCCCCAAAGCCUCCUGCAGAUGGGGAGGGCUGGCCGGGAUGGGUCUGGUGUGCACAUCCUCCCUUCGAGCACCAGGAGGAGCUGCCAGCAAAUGGGUCUGUCCUGAUAGAUUAGAUCUAUCUUGAGGCUGUGCAAAAUCAUCUCAGCCCACAGGUCUUCCAGCCACUGGAGGCUUCCUGCUGGAGCUGGAGUUUGCUCUCUUUCUCUUGGCUGCAAUAAGGUGAGCAGAGCCCUGCCUCGGGUUUCAGGCUGCCUGGGGAGAUAAUCCAUGCCCCUCCAGCUGUGCUGAACCUGCUAACGGGUGUGAUGAUGGCUUUCCCUGACAUGUGAAUCUGGCUUUCUCUGCCCAAGGAGGCCAAGGCCAUAUGUCACCUCCUCCAUGGCCUUGGCCUUCCUGGCCAGCACUUUGGUGGGGAAGAGCUGAGCUCCAGUCUUUGCCAGCCGCCCUCAUCCCUCAGCUUUGCUGUCCUUCACCUGGACAUGGUCUCCCUGCAGGUUCACCCCAGCCCUCCACCUGCCUUCCCCUGAUCUGCCCUCACCCAGACCUUCUUCCCCAAAGCUCAUCCUGCAGAGGGGUGCCUGCACCUCGACGUGUUCCUGCCCCAUGCAGGGUUUUGCUCUCUGUAGAGACUACACGUGGGGGCACAUCUGGAGAGUCUCCAAUUGCAGGUAUAUAAUUCCCAUUCUGAUCUUCUACAGGAGUCACAGGGGGACUCAGUGCUGGGUGGAGGAUGGGUGGAAUGGCUGUAAGGACCCCACGAGUUGUUCCUUUUGUCCAACUUGUGUGUUUAUUUUUCCAGCUCAGAGGCUCCAGUGAGACCCUGUUUAGAGCAGAGCUGCCCCAUCCACUGAUACUUAAUGCCAUAAUAACAUCACAUCGGUUCAGCACGUUGCACUUCAGACCUGUAGUUGUUUCUUUUGUCCCUGAGUGUUUAAAGCUGUUGUUAUUGAGCUGUCCAGUGACACAAGGGGCUUUCUCCAGCAGGGUUAUAGAUGAUAGUGAGUUUGGUGAUACACAGGAGCAGGUCAGAUGAUCUCUGUGGCGUGUGUGAACUCCCAUUUAUCAACAGCCGGUCUCUGUGAGCAGUGAAUUCCCUCCACAGCUCCCUCCAGCCUCUCACAUCAGCUAACCCAGAUAAUCCUUUGCUAUCUGCCACAUCUCAGUAGAUCUAUUAAACACACAUGAGUUCUGGUGUCCUUGUGCAUAACCAGGGUAUGUUGCAAGAUUUCAAAUCCCCCGGUGCAGGAUUCUGUCAAAGUUUUGUUGAAAGUCUAAAUAAAUAAACCCCUUUUACUCAU